CUACAGUCCUUGAAGCGACAGGCCGUCGCUGCGGCUUGCGACAACUGUCGGGUCAAGAAAGUCAAGUGCAAUGGUGCUCGACCAUGCUCAUACUGUCUCCGCCGGGAUAUCGAGUGCAUCUUUGAGACCACUGUCCCGAGUGAGACUCCUCAGCAAGCACGGAAGAGGCGAUUCGACGAAACCACAGUCCGGAACUCGAAUUUCCAGCAGCUGUGGGAUCUGCUCGCCGGCGACAAUGAGGCCCGAGCAGUGGCCAUCUUUCGACGCAUCCGACGGGGCGAGAAUCUGGAAUCGCUCGUCGACCACUUGCAGCACGGAGGCGCGCCAUCCUCACCGCUCCUCUCGGCAGGCCAGCGUCUGCAAUUCAAGUUCAUCUCCUGCCUCAUCGAAUCCACUGCCACAUUGCUGCAAGUCGAGGGAACAGCCUCUGCCUUCCUGGCGAAUACCGUCAUCAAUAUUCCUUCUUACGAUGCAUAUACCCCCUUCCGAGACCGAAUCGUCCAGCUCGACGACCUGGGUGAUCUGUUGACUGCUGCGAACCGACCAGCUGCCAUCCACGCCAACUCUCACCACUCGCCCAUCAUUUCACGAUCUGCCCGUGGACCACUGUACUGGGUGCCCGCUAGCCCCUGGCUCCCGGGCACCAGCGACCAGGAAGCCUCGCACCUCAUCUCGCUUUUUCUCUGUUUCCUCAAUCAUACAUGGCGAUUCGUGGAGACUGAUCUCUUCCUGAGAGACAUGCGUAGUGGGAAUCUCGCAUCGCAAUACUGCUCACCGCUAUUGGUCCAUGCCAUGAUGGCCUUGGCAUCCCUGAAUUCGGACCUGAGCGAAGAACACUUCCAACCUGGACACUCCUUUGAGAAGGGAAUGCGCUACCACGACGAAGCUGUAAGGCUCUCGACCGCAGCAAUGUCGGAGCCGAGCAUUACCAAUAUACAAGGACUUGCCAUCCUGGCGCUGGAAUGCCUCCUCCGCGGCAACGACUUGCAAGGAGAAAUCCACCUAAGUGCAGCUUCGACUCUGAACCGAUGGCUUCCACUGCCUGUUCGGAGUGCCGAUAUGACGGAGCAGGAGUCCGAGUACUAUGUUGCUCGAGCCUGUGUGUGGUGGAUGGCCGUGCAUGUC
This is a messenger RNA of Sphaerulina musiva SO2202, 1125 nucleotides long. RefSeq lists its product as uncharacterized. The annotation marks the transcript as partial. Gene Ontology annotation, biological process: DNA-templated transcription; regulation of DNA-templated transcription. The record is from RefSeq and is a predicted model, not a curated record. Lineage: Eukaryota; Fungi; Ascomycota; Dothideomycetes; Mycosphaerellales; Mycosphaerellaceae. The transcript has 2 exons. Gene Ontology annotation, molecular function: zinc ion binding; DNA binding; DNA-binding transcription factor activity, RNA polymerase II-specific.